AUGGCGGUGAGCAAGGUAGAGAAUGACCAAGUACAUGUCGAUCCACAGCUUCUGUUUCAGAGGUUAGUCUUUGCACGUAAUACCGUUGAUGAUUUAGAAGAAGUAUUUCAAUACGAGCUUUGUAGUUAUCCAGCAGCCUUGUUCGAUUCCCCGCUAACGUUGCGACAGCCUCAGAAGUCUAAUCUUGCAGACACAUUGUGGGAAAUGCUGUCACCUGAUGCUAAGGCCGGCCCGGUCGGCGAAACCAAAUUCGUCAUUGAUGGAGGAGCUCUUCUUCAUCGCGUACCAUGGCCAAAGAAAGCAAGCUAUAAAGAAUUAUGCCAGAAGUACUGCCACUAUGUAAAGCAGAAAUAUGGGGCAGGAAGUUGUAUUGUUUUUGACGGUUAUGAUAACCCAUCUACUAAGAACAUGGCGCAACAACGAAGAUCAUCCGGAAAGGUUGGGGCAACAGUGUCAUUCGAAGCUGACAUGAAAAUAACAAUGAAAACAGAUGUAUUCCUGGCUAAUAUACACAAUAAGAAACGACUUAUACCUACUCUUCGAAAUUAUCUGGAUUUGAAUGGCUGUACUACACUCCAAGCCGAUGGCGACGCUGAUCUUCUUAUAGUAAAGUCAGCUGUUUCAUGCCAUGAAAUCUCCUACCGUUCUUGUUGGAGAUGA
Molecule: messenger RNA, 660 nt
Organism: Xenia sp. Carnegie-2017
Lineage: Eukaryota; Metazoa; Cnidaria; Anthozoa; Malacalcyonacea; Xeniidae
Exons: 2
Coding region: 1-660 (219 amino acids)
Source: RefSeq, a predicted model, not a curated record